AUGGCUCACAGAGACCGCGGGUUUCACGCUCGCCGCCUCGCUGACGGCGGUGAUAUUGAUCAGAAACUUCUUACGUUUUAUCCUUAUAACUCCACAUACCAGAUUUCCAUGUUUGGAUAUUUGCAUUUUGCCAAUGUUUCUGUUGGAACACCGUCUUCAUCGUUCCUUGUUGCAUUGGAUACUGGAAGUGACUUGUUCUGGCUACCUUGCAAUUGUACCAAAUGUCUACCUGCUGGUCUACAUACAUCAUCAGGACAGAAUUUUGAGUUUAACAUGUAUGAUAAUAGUAGAUCAUCCAGUAGUAAAAAUGUUGCCUGCAAUAGCAGCUUUUGUGAGCAGCCGGCACUUUGUUCUUCAUCUGGUGGCACUUGUCCAUAUCAAGUUCAAUAUCUAUCAGAAAAUACUUCAACUUCUGGUUUCUUGGUGGAAGAUGUGUUGCAUCUAAUUACAGAUCGUGGUGAUCAAACUAAACAGGCUAACCCGACGGUUACGCUUGGUUGUGGGCAAGUACAGACUGGUGAUUUUCUGACUUGGGCUGCUCCAGAUGGCUUGCUUGGAUUAGGAAUGAGUGAUGUAUCUGUUCCAAGUGUGUUAGCCAAACAAGGGCUAAUUUCAAAUUCUUUUUCAAUGUGUUUUCGUGAUGAUGGUUUUGGAAGAAUCACAUUUGGGGAUAAUAGUAAUAGUUUGGACCAAGGAAAAACACCAUUCUAUUCAACUUACAACAUCACUGUCACCCAAAUUAUUGUGGGAGAAAAUGUUGCUGAUCUCGAGUUCAAUGCAAUAUUUGACACUGGAACCUCAUUUACACACCUAAACAACCCAGCUUAUAAGCAAAUUACUCAAAGUUUUGAUUCAAACAUUAAACUACAGAGGCAUUCAGCUUCUGAAUCUGAUGAGCUUCCCUUUGAGUACUGCUAUAACAUCAGCCCAAACCAGACGACGGAUCAAGUUCCCACGGUUAACCUAACGAUGAAAGGCGGAGACAAUUAUUUUGUCACGAAACCAACAAUGACGGAUAGUAACAACAGUGUUCUUUGUUUGGCUGUCUUGAAAACCAACGAUCUGGAUAUCAUUGGACAAAACUUCAUGACCGGUUACCGUAUAGUCUUCGAUCGCGAGAACAUGACUCUGGGUUGGAGACAAUCCAACUGUUAUGAUGAUGAACUCUCGAGUUUACCUGUUGACCAAUCGGACGCUCCUACUGGUUCUCCUGCUAUGGCUGUGAUUCCUGAAAGAACAUCUAACCAGUCUAAUGGUCCUGAAAUAAUACCAUCUAGUCACUCAUUAAAGAUAAAACCUGCUUUUGUAUUUACAGUGGCAAUUUUCUGCUUUUGGCCAUUUUUUGAGCAUACCUUUAGAUGUUAGGUGUUGUAUUAUUUAGAUUAGUACUAUUUUUGCAGAAACACCCGGGUGUGUUUGGUUCAAAUGAUAGGGA
Molecule: messenger RNA, 1435 nt
Organism: Vicia villosa (hairy vetch)
Lineage: Eukaryota; Viridiplantae; Streptophyta; Magnoliopsida; Fabales; Fabaceae
Product: aspartyl protease family protein 1-like
Exons: 10
Coding region: 1-1365 (454 amino acids)
Biological process (GO): proteolysis
Molecular function (GO): aspartic-type endopeptidase activity
Source: RefSeq, a predicted model, not a curated record